UGUUUGGAUUUGCUACAUCAGAGCAGUCCGUGAAAGUGGUUAUGUGCGUUUAAACUUGAACUUGACUUCGCCAUGGGGAUCUUUAAGGAAGUGGUUUUGUGUGUGACCAUCAUUUUGGCAGCAUCCUGUGAAAGUCGUCCGAUCAGUCUUCAUAAUUAUGCACCAGCUCAUGAAUAUAAAUCAACGGACUACAGCUUCAGCUACGGGGUGAAAGAUCCACACACAGGAGACGUGAAGAACCAAUGGGAAGAAAAGAAAGACAACGUGGUCCGUGGCGAAUAUUCAUUGGUAGAAGCCGAUGGUUCAACUAGAACAGUACAAUAUACAGCUGACGACAAAAAUGGUUUCAACGCAGUAGUGAAGUACGAUCAACAUUCUGUCCAUCCAAUCACGGAAAACAAAGCAGCUGUCAGUCACAACAACUUGAACUUGAAUCCAAGCAAAGAGACUUCGGUCGCCUACAGCUCCUAUAGCAGUAAUUUAGAAGGGUUGAGCUCGCAUGGCCAAACAGAAGUACAGACUGUAGUUCAGCAUGAGUACAAAUUACCGGAGAGCUAUUCAGAAAUUCAAAGCUUGGCGAUACAACAUUUGAACUCGCUGUCUGAAAACCAGCAAAUAGAAAAUCAGCAGGUGCAAAAUCAACACCAACCAGCCUAUUACUACGUACAACAACAGGAAACUGCCUCAGAAGAAAAUACAAAAUCGGAACAAGUUGAGCCUCAACCUCAAGUUCAAAGCUACUACGCUUACGAACCCAACCAGAACAAUGGUCAGAUCCAAGACGAAGAACAGCAUGAAUCACAACAACAAGAGGUCAAGGAGAUUGUUGAAAACCAAAAACAAAACGAUGAUAAUGCGCAAUACGAAGUGAACAACGCUCAAGCUCAACUUCCAUUGACGCUAAACGUUCUCCCUGAUUCCGCCAACAAAGUUCCAGUGGACAUAAACGUGCUCAACCCUAUCAAUAUUGAUUUAACCCACCUACUCAAGAACUCUGAUGGAAAUCAGGAAUCUGGCGAAACUAUUAAGUAUUCAACGAAAGACAACAGUGUUCAACCGUCCCAUCAGUUCACUCCUGAAGAAGUGCAAAAGUUCAUUGACGACUAUAACAAAAAACUUGGCGAGCCAGUAUACGAGACUGGAUUUGUUCCAAUAACCACGAAACCAAGUCACCUGAUCACACAACCAAUGGUACCAAAUACCUAUAAGAGUAAUUUAAAAGUCAACAUGACGCCUGGUCUAAAACAUUACUCUUCAAGGGGAAAUAGUAAAUUUAGGAGGAAUAAAUAUGAGACUUUACUGUUGAGUCAGCAGCAGCUUCUACCUCUUCUUUACAAGACUGGGGAAUUGAGAAAAGAUGGUCGUAGAACAGAGUACAAUAGACUUCAUAGAUCUGUACCGAACAGAAACCAGUUGGUCAGAUAUGCCAAACAUAUUCGUUUUCUUCGUUAGUAUUACAUGAAAUAUUUGUAGAUUUUUGUUGUUGUUAUUUAUUUAUUAUUAUUUAUACUUUUUUGUUAUUUCAUUUUUAUAUAAUAUAUCAAUUUUGUACGAUAUGAAAGAAUGUAGGCAACUGGUAAUACCGCAUGAGUGUAUUAUUGGUUUCUCUCCUCUUCACAUAACUUCAACUAGAAAACAAU
Messenger RNA from Coccinella septempunctata (seven-spotted ladybird), 1640 nucleotides. RefSeq lists its product as uncharacterized. The record is from RefSeq and is a predicted model, not a curated record. Bases 73 to 1452 code for a protein of 459 amino acids. The transcript has 3 exons. Gene Ontology annotation, cellular component: extracellular matrix. Lineage: Eukaryota; Metazoa; Arthropoda; Insecta; Coleoptera; Coccinellidae.